UUUUCUUAAAAUUUUAUUCAAAAAUCAUAAUUAUUAGUGUAAACUAUAAACUGUAAAGUGUACCAUACAAAUUAGAAAUAGAAUUUGAAUUCGUGAAGUAAUAAGUAUUAUAUAUCGAUUGUCACUUAAUUUAUAAACUGCGUUUUGUAUAGCUUAUAGGUAUUCAUUUACAAUGGAAUCUUGGAAAGCGCUGAAUAUUCGAACAGAAAUCUUGAAUGCCAUCAAGUUAAAACAUUUUACUAAACCUACAAAAAUUCAAUUGGAAUCAAUUCCUCCAGCAAUUAAUGACCAAAGGGAUAUUCUUGGGGCCGCUGAAACUGGUAGCGGUAAAACAUUGGCUUUUGCUAUACCUAUUUUAAAUGGUAUUUUGAAUGCUAGAUUGUCAAAUAAAGGAUCUGAACCUGAUUCAGAAUCAGAAUCAGACUUGGAUGACUCGGAUUCUGAAGCAAAUUCUCUUAGUGGUGUCGAAGAUGUACCUGAAAUGAUGGAACUUGAUGAAAAUGGAUUAGGCUGUGUUUCAGUUAUAAACUUACCAUCAAAUAAUAAACAUAAUAGUAAUAAAAAGCUUUGGGCUAUUAUACUUGUCCCCACUCGUGAGUUAGCCAUGCAAGUUCAAAAGCACAUAGAAGAUAUAGCAAAAUUAAGCAAAAUUAGUGUAGCAGCUAUUGUAGGGGGUCUAUCAACUGAAAAACAGGAACGAUUAUUAAAAAGAGGUCCAGAAAUUGUUGUUGCAACUCCGGGUCGUCUUUGGGAAUUAAUACAAAGAAAUGAGCCACAUUUAAGUCAAAUUAAUAAGGUUAAGUAUUUUGUAAUUGAUGAAGCUGACCGUAUGGUUGAAACAGCACAUUUUCCAGAACUCCAUCUCAUGCUUGAAAAAAUAAAUUUAAAAAGAAAUUCUAAACGUCAAAACUUUGUGUUUUCAGCAACAUUGGCUAUGGUCCAUAAAGCUCCUUAUAGAAUGAAUAUUAAAAAUAAAAAAAAGAAGAAAAACCUUACACCUGAAGAUAAACUUAAAAGUUUAAUAGAAUUGAUCGGAAUGAAAAAUCCUCAUGUAAUAAAUCUAACGGAAAAUAAUUGUGGUAUUACUAGUACUGUAAAUGAAAUGCAAGUAUUAUGUUCAGUUAAUGAAAAAGAUUGUUAUUUGUAUUACUUUUUGAAACAGAACCCGGGAAGAAGUUUAGUAUUUUGUAAUAGCAUAAGUUGUGUCAAACGAUUAGCCAGUGUAUUUAGUACUCUUAAACUAAAUCCAUUACCUAUUCAUUCUAAUAUGAUACAGAAACAAAGGCUUAAAAAUUUAGACAAGUUCCGUGCUAAUGACCGUGGAUUGUUGUUAGCUACUGAUGUUGCUUCUCGAGGUUUGGAUAUUAUCGGUGUCAACAGUGUUAUACAUUAUGAUGUUCCUAGAACAGCAGAAAUUUAUGUUCAUCGCAGUGGUCGUACAGCGAGGGCUUCAAACACUGGUUUGUCGUUACUCAUUUGCACUCCAGAAAAAAAAAAUAUUUAUCUUAAUGUAUUAAGAACAAUGAAAAGGGACAAAGAACUACCUAGGUUACAGGUUGAGCAACGUAUUCUUCGAAAUUAUUUUACUUGUGUUAAACAGGCCCAAGAAAUUAGUAUGUUAGAAGAAAAAGCAAAGAAAGAUACAACUUCAACAAAUUGGUUCAGUAAAGCCGCUGAAGAAAUGGAAAUUUUAUUGGAUGAAGAUGAGCUGCCAAGGAGUAUGAGUAAAACUGAACUUGAUCAGCAUAAAAAAAUUCUAAAUUCUAAACGUAAGCAUUUAGAUAAGAUUUUGUCAACAAUCAAGUAAUUCUUUUGUUAUUCAGUUAUCCAUAAUAAAUGGUUUUUUUUUUUUUAAAUAUAGUUUAAAUUAUUAAAGUUCUUUUUAAGUUAAAUAUAUAGGUAUAAUUAUAUUAACUAUCAAAUUAGUAUAAGUACACUUUAAUGUUCUUAUUUUAAUAUAAUCAUUUCUUUUUUAAAAAUUUGAUUUUGAAUUACAUUGCUAAAUUUAAUUUAUAAUAACUAUUUAGUAAUUCAAAAAGGCUCAAACAACUCAAUGAUUUACUUUGAAAAGUAGUGCAAUAUGUGUUUAUAAUUAUCUAUAAUAUGUAUGGUAAUAAUUACUCCGAAAAACUCACAAGGAAUAACUAGUUUAAAGUUUUAUCUAACCC
Adelges cooleyi (spruce gall adelgid) is the source of this 2168-nucleotide messenger RNA. RefSeq names its product ATP-dependent RNA helicase DDX24. Gene Ontology annotation, molecular function: nucleic acid binding; ATP binding; RNA helicase activity. The transcript is spliced from 2 exons. NCBI's taxonomy places the organism in Eukaryota, Metazoa, Arthropoda, Insecta, Hemiptera, Adelgidae. Gene Ontology annotation, cellular component: nucleolus. The record is from RefSeq and is a predicted model, not a curated record. Bases 173 to 1807 code for a protein of 544 amino acids.